This is a messenger RNA of Paraglomus brasilianum, 2700 nucleotides long. NCBI's taxonomy places the organism in Eukaryota, Fungi, Glomeromycota, Glomeromycetes, Paraglomerales, Paraglomeraceae. The record is from the annotation of a GenBank genome assembly.
AUUGACUUGAUAGAGUAUCCUGCUUUGAAAGACGUUAUUGUGUUGCAGACUGUGUAUGAGGAGUUAAGACAUUUGAAUCUGACGAUCUAUAACAGACUGAAAAAAGUUAUUGAAGACCGACAACGCCGGUUUUAUGUAUUUUCCAAUGAACAUCGUCGCGAAACUUACGUAGAACGGCUGAAAGAAGAAUCUCCUAAUGACAGAAAUGAUAGAGCUAUACGAGAGGCCGUUAAAUGGUAUACAAGUCAUCUUCAAGAAUCACCCACAAAUGAUCAUAAAGUCGUACUUCUAUCUGACGACGUUGCUAACCGAAAGAAGGCGAUAUCAGAAGGCUUACUAGCGUUUCCUGUUGAAAAAUACGUUGAAUCGAUUACAGAAACGCCAGAACUAGUUAAUAUGCUCAGAAAAAUGUCUGUCUCUGAUGAUUCUGAAAACAAGUUCACAUAUGAUGAGUAUCUCAGCCCUGCGCAGAUUGCGAACGGACUAAAGGAUGGUACCUUAUACCAAGGAACUCUCAGUAUCAGUAUGCACAAUUAUCUGGAGGGCUCUAUUACUCCAGUAAUUGAUGGACAGGAAAACCAGAUUAUGAUAAUAGGUCGUCCUAGGAUGAAUCGUGCCAUCCAAGGGGAUGUGGUUGCUGUCCAGCUGCUUUCCAAAUCAGAAUGGCUCAGAACGCCAUCAGCUGUAAUUGUAGAAGAAGACGAGGAAAGCGCUAUUCUUCAGGAUUUAAACGAAGCUGAGAUCUCUCUCGACCAGACUAGUAAGGAUCCCGAGUCUUCUGGAGAGCUCCAGCCAACUGGUAGGUCGUUGAACAGAUAUUGUGGCUUCAUUAACAAGAAAACAACCGAUAGCUCAGGCCAAGCUAGGUCAGAACAUGUGACCGUUAUUCCGAUGGAUAGACGAAUUCCAAAGAUCAGAAUGGUAACUCGACAAGCUCGAAAUCUUCUGGGACAGCGUAUCUUAGUAGCCAUUGACUCGUGGCCAAAACAUUGCAUGCUCCCACAAGGUCAUUUUAAACGAAUUUUAGGUCCAGCUGGGGACAAAACAACCGAGACUGAGGUGUUACUUCUCGAGCACGAUGUUCCUUUUCAAGAUUUUUCAAAACAGGUGUUGUCUUGUCUGCCUUUUGAAGGGGAAUCAUGGAAAGUAACAAAUGAGUAUCUGUCUAGGACAAACUUCACACAUUUGAAUGUUUCAAGUAUUGACCCGCCUGGCUGCGAGGACAUCGAUGAUGCCUUGCACGUGCGUAUCCUUCCAAAUGGGAAUUAUGAAGUUGGUGUCCAUAUUGCGGAUGUUACACACUUUGUGAAGCCUGGUACACCAUUAGAUGAAGAGGCAGCGAUUCGGGGAACGACUGUUUAUCUAGUCAAUAAACGUGUGGAUAUGUUGCCAGCCUUGCUUGGAAACAAUUUGUGUUCUCUUCGAGCGGAUGUUGAGAGAUUAGCAUUUUCGUGUGUUUGGGAGUUAAAUGAUGAUGCGGACGUUGUUAAGACUCAAUUCACAAAAAGCGUGAUAAUUUCAAAAGCUGCAUUGACAUACGAGGAGGCUCAGCGGCGAAUUGAUGAUUUGCACAUGGAAGACGAUUUGACCAAAGGCUUGCGGAUACUAAAUCAACUUGCCAAGAAACUUCGGGAAAAACGUAUCGAACGAGGGGCUUUGACUCUUGCCAGUCCAGAGGUCCGAUUCCAAUUAGAGAAUGGCUCACAAGAUCCUGUUGACGUUGCAGCGGAAGAAAUGAAGGAAUUACACGAAACCAAUGCGCUAGUAGAAGAGUUUAUGUUACUGGCCAAUAUAUCCGUUGCCGAGGAAAUUUUUAGAAAGUUUCCAGAAUCAUCUUUACUGAGGAAACAUCCUCCUCCGACUUCAUCGAAAUUAGAAAAGUUGUCGAAAACUAUAAAUGAAUUCGGAUUAACACUUCGUUAUGAUUCCUCAAGAACUCUUGCAGAAUCCUUGGAUAAAGCCGUCAUUCCGGAAGAACCUUAUUUCAACAAGCUCUUAAGGAUUCUCACUACUCGAUGUAUGAUGCAAGCAGCAUAUUUUUGUUCCGGCAGUAUACCUCAGAAGGAGUUUGUACACUAUGGUCUUGCUACUCAAAUAUAUACUCAUUUUACAUCUCCUAUUAGGAGAUACUCGGAUAUUAUGGUUCAUAGACUGUUAGAGGCAUGUAUUGAUGAGAACUUAUCGUACGGAAGUGAAUUAACGGACAUUAAAAAGAUUACUCAAUUAUGUGAAGUUUUGAAUUAUCGCCACAGGAUGGCUCAACAGGCCGCUCGAAGUUCGGUAGAGUUGCAUACACACUUGUUUUUUAAAAAUAAGAAAGAAAAAAACGAGGGUUUUGUCACACGCACAUUGAAGAAUGGAUUUAUUGCUUUAAUUCCACGUUAUGGAAUAGAGAGUAUUGUUUUAGCUACUCAAAAAUCAGGCAUGACCCCUCCAGUUGUGUACAAUACACGCACAAAUAGUCUUGAUUCAACGUCUAGCUCAACAAAAAUCAAGUUAUUUGACAAAGUCUUGGUUCAAAUAAGUGUAAAUGAAGACCUUAUCGGAGAAGGUGCAGGAGGCAUGAGACAGAAACUGAAAAUAGAGCUGGUUGAACCUUUUAUAUCCGGUUUUAGCGUGUCGGUGAGCGAGGAAAAUAAUAGUAUAAGAAAAUCUGAUGAAGAGAUUGGUAUUCAAGUAAAACGAAUGAAGAUGGACUAG